Oryctolagus cuniculus (rabbit) is the source of this 1729-nucleotide messenger RNA. RefSeq names its product ribosomal L1 domain containing 1 (gene RSL1D1). NCBI's taxonomy places the organism in Eukaryota, Metazoa, Chordata, Mammalia, Lagomorpha, Leporidae. The record is from RefSeq and is a predicted model, not a curated record. Gene Ontology annotation, molecular function: RNA binding.
GGCUUCCGGUUCCGGGUCUGCGUUGCGCUUGCGCACGAGGUGCAGCUCGGGCGUCUGCACGCGGUGGGAGCGAAAUGGAGGACUCGGCGUCGGCCCCAGCGUCACCGUCAGCCUCCGGCUCGACUCCGGCGGACCCGACCGCCCUGGCGCAGCUGGACAAAGAGCAGAUUCGAAAGGCGGUGGAAGUCCUGGUGGCACAUUCCAAGUCCUGGAGAAAGGAGAGUGGCCUGCUGUUGAACGAGAAUGACAGCUUGUUUUUGAUGGUGGUUUUGUGGAAAAUUCCCAAAAAGGAGCUGAGGGUCUCCCUGCCCUUACCUCAUGGCAUUCGCUCGGAUUUAGCAGAAAUCUGUUUAUUUGUCAAGGAUGAACCCAAUUUGACUCCUGAAAACACAGAAAGUUUCUAUAGAAAGCUUCUGAAAAAGCAUGGCAUUAAAACCAUUUCUCAGAUCAUCCCUUUCCGAACUCUAAAGACAGAAUAUAAGGCCUAUGAAGCCAAGCUCCGCCUCCUGGGGAGCUUUGACUUCUUCAUCACUGACACAAGAAUCAGGCGGCUUUUGCCCUCACACCUAGGGAGGCACUUCUACCAGAGGAAGAAAUUCCCGGUGACUGUAAACCUUCUGGCCAAGAAUUUAUCAAAAGAGAUCAAUGACUGUGUGAGCGGCACUGUCUUAAACAUCUCUAAAAAUGGCUCUUGCAGCACCAUCCGCGUCGGGCACACUGGCAUGCAGGCGCAGCACGUGGUCGAGAACGUCGUUGCCGUCACGGAGAGGCUCUCCCAGAAACUGCCCGAGAAGUGGGGGAGCGUGAAGCUCCUGUUCAUGAAGACCGAGAAGUCCGUCGCACUGCCCAUCUUCUCCUCGUUUGUCAGCAGUGUGGACGAAGCGAGCAGAGUGUCCCUGCGGGCCCUGAAGAGCAAGGAUGCCAAAAAAAAAGAAGAAAAGAAAAACCAGGAGAAACAGAAGCGCAGGAAGAAAAACAAAAAGUCAGCGGUGCAGGCCGGCCAGGCUGCGCCAGUCCCCAGUAAGGGUGACAAGGCACCUGCAGAGGGCGCUGCUGCGUUGAAGGGCCCCGCCUCCCACAAGAAGCCCGGCCAAGGAAAAGCCCCGCCGAGAAAGACGGAGGACUCCGAAGAUGAGAUUCCGCAGCUGGUGCCAAUAGGAACGACUCCAGCUGACAGUGCCGAGAAAAAGCCUUCAAAAACAAGUCCUGGUCCCAAGACACCUCGUGGCAAGAAGAGAAAGGCCUUGCCAGCUUCAGAGACCCCAAAAGCUGCAGAGCCUGAGACCCCCGAAAAAGGCCCAAGGAAGAAGCCAAAAAUCAAACAGACAGACAAAGAAAGAAGCUCUUCACUGGGGAAAAAAGACGCAAGACAGACUCCAAAAAGACCUGAGGCCAAGUUCUUCACCACUUCCGGUAAAUCUGCCAAGAAAGCUCCCAGCACCCCCAAACGGUGGCCAAAGAAAUCCAAAGUGCUCCAGUCAACCUAAAGUCUCCGACCCAGCCAGAGGAGUUGUCAGCUGCCCAAGGAACUUCGCAGGAUACGAAGGCCCAGCCUCCACUGCAGCCUUCGCCAAGAGCGAGGCCCGGGCUUCACCGUGGCCUGGUUGUAAGAACCGUGCUGUGAAGUGAAAUCUAUUUUUGAUCAUUCCUGUGUGUAUUUGCUAAUACAACAGAGGGAAGAUAGAGUGCUUCUCCAUUUUUUAUUAUUAAAUAUAUCAUUGGCUUCUGA